UGGUGGUGCAGGUGGCGCAGGCGCACCCCCCACGUCUCGGCCGUCAGGUAUAAAAGGAGUCGACUUCGAUUUCCAGAAGCAGGUAGACGGAGAUGGCGAAGCUGUUGGUGAUCACGUGUUUGGCGUUCGGUGCCGUGGUAGCUCCGGCUGCAGGAUAUAGUCUUGCUCGAGCUGCCUAUGGCGGACUGCUGCCGCCUGUGUCGUAUGCCGAGCGCCAGCAAAUAGGACUAGCCGAUCGGUAUUCAUCGGUCAGCAUGUCAGAUCUCUUCUCCAGUGUCAAAGUUGAUAUCCGGUCCGCAGCUUACGCCUCCCGUCAGGAGGAGCUGGACAUCUAUGCCAGAGGAGCGUUCUCAAAGGUCAUGGACUAUCUGGUGAAAUCCAAAGGUGGGCGCUACUCUUUCUUCGACGCUGCAAGCGACAGGGUGGACAUCAGAUCCUCAGUCGCCGUCAGCAGGGAACAGUUGCCUCCGCUCUGUACCAGAAGUUUUAUGAUGUGUUCCUCGACCAGCUCAGAUUGGAGAAGAUUCAGACCAGCAGCGUGGUCAGCUCACAGCAGCAGCUGGAACUGUUGGAGAACUUCGUGGGACGCGCAGCUGGCCUGGAUAUCGUCACAGCUGCAGCUGUAGCCGAGAGCGAGGAGCAGUUCAGACAGGUCGUCGGCACCAGAAACCCAGUCAAGGUCAUCGCUGAUGCCUUUUCUGGUUUCCCUCUCCGAUCCCCACAAACCGCGUACGAAAGUUAUCUGCCCUUGAAUGAGGUCUCUCCUCGUCUCGCUCCACUUUCCGGUGGUGUGCUCCAGAGGUUCAGGACGGCACUGGAUGAUUUCCAGUCCAUGUUGAGGCUUGUUCCAAACGUUAUUGUCAGGGCCCGCGACCCCUUCCGUAGAGCCAUCGAUGCCCUCGGCCAGAUGCGACAAAUCUCCGUCUUCACACAGCAGGCAUCGAGUCUUCAAUCCUGCAGGAAUGCGUUCGUGAACCUGGCCAGCCCUGUUGACUCUUACGAAGCUGCCGUAUCCACCCUUAUCUCUGAGAUCUCUGAGGUCAAUACUGUCCUUCGCUCCGACUACGACCUGCAGACCCUGAGUGGUGAGCAGGCCCGCACCGUCCAGACCGUCUUUGCCAGCUUCCAGCAGAAAUUCCAGGUCUUCGAGGAGGCCCAUGUCACUGUUGGUCGUUCCGUGGAGGAUGUCGUUGUCAGCAUCAAGCAGUUCGAGGAAGUCUACCAGGUUGUCGAUAAGUCCUCCGUGGAAAUCCGUGACGUAGCUGGGUACGUGAGAUCCGCCUUCUCUCAGUUCUCCGAGUCGCUCACCACCUUCCGUAGGGUCUACACCGAGGUCGACGUGCGCGUGGUUUCCGUCCGUUCUGCUCUCAAGGACUGUGGUUCUAUUUCCGUUCUGAGGAACGUCAUCCAAACUACCGAGAGAACGACCCAGACUGGAGCAUACAGCGUCUACACCAACGCCAGGGGGUUCCCAGCUGUCCGUGACUACGUCGACUACAGCAACUACCAGGACUACAGCAACUACCGCGACAGCGCAGUGGUUCGCGAUGGCGCCCUUCUGCAGGACGCGAGGGCAAUCGGCCGUGACUUCCGCCUCCGCCCUUACGCCGGCCUCCCCAACGUGGGCAUCUACAGGGACGUCCUCGCCAGCCCGGAAGUGCGCGUCAGCCGCCUGUCCCUCCCAUAUGCCAGCCCCAGGAUUUUCGGGGACUACGUUGUCGAUGCUCUGAAGCCAGCAGUGCAGGUUGCAGAUAGUCAAGUGCAGAAGGUAGAGACCUCCAUCUCCUCCCAGACAGGCUCCACAGUUCCAGUAUCCGGAGAGCUGCUGCCACAGUCCGAGAAUGUUCUGAAGGAGCUAUUCAACCGCAUCGACUCCAGCGUGCGUGCGCUUGAGGGCUCGCAGCCAUUCUCCCCCCUCACCCUGGACGGCCAGAAGUACGGAGUGGUCUUCAACGCCUUCGUCGACUUCCUGAACUUGCUGAAGCGUAACGAGAACUCUCUGGCCAUCGUCGUGCCCCAGGUGCAGACACAGACCCAGGUGGAGCGUCUGCAGACAUGGCUGGAUGAGCAGAAGGAGCGUUUGUCCAGACUUGCUGACGGAGUGGUCCUUGGACGAAGUGCGCAAGAAGUCAGUGCAGAUGUUGUUUCGGCCGUCAGUCAGACAGAUGUUAACCUGAGCCCACUGUCCAGCCUCUUCCAACAGGAACGCCUCCAGAAAUACUUCUUCCUCUUCGAACUCUUCGGUCAGCAGGUGAAAGAACAAGUACAACUGGCAGUUCGCCGAGCUCAAGAGGCUGAAAGACUGGCUGUUUUCAAGGAAUUUGUGAGGACCAUUGAACAAGUUCGGGACAUCAAGACUCGUUACGAAGCUUUCAAGACUCAGCUUUCCAACACCAUUGUGGCCCAGAGGUACCAGGAAUUUCUCCGUUUUGCCCAGGUUUCUGGAUUCAUCCCUGAUGUUCUUUCAACUGAGGUUCAGAGGCUAAAUAGUCCAUACCGAUUCCUCGAUGUGCCACGAUACGCCAACGGGCCAUUCAACUCUUACCAACGAUUUUACAAGGUCCAGCCAGCCUGGUAAACAGCUGGCACCUUCAUGUCAUGAGAUGUCAGCAACACCCUGGUGUCCUUUUAAUCAUCGUUUGGCACUCACGGCCAAGAUGGUUCCACACGGUGUUCUGACAGCUUAGGAUUCCGUCUUAUCUUUUGCCUCCGUCUAAAAACGUUUUGUUUGAAACUUUAUUUAUUUUGAAGUGUAUAUUCACUGAUUGUCUCUGAUGUCUCGUCAGUUGGAGAGGGAAUAAACUUGGUUAAACUAUUC
This is a messenger RNA of Pomacea canaliculata, 2818 nucleotides long. RefSeq lists its product as uncharacterized. NCBI's taxonomy places the organism in Eukaryota, Metazoa, Mollusca, Gastropoda, Architaenioglossa, Ampullariidae. The transcript is spliced from 14 exons. The coding region runs from base 833 to 2578 and encodes 581 amino acids. The record is from RefSeq and is a predicted model, not a curated record.